Molecule: messenger RNA, 2262 nt
Organism: Lingula anatina
Lineage: Eukaryota; Metazoa; Brachiopoda; Lingulata; Lingulida; Lingulidae
Molecular function (GO): protein binding
Source: RefSeq, a predicted model, not a curated record
CCUGCUGAGUUGCGCAUGUUGCGCGACAUUACUGCCUGAUCCAUGUCUUUGCCAAAGCAGGAGACCAAAACUUAUCUGAGUAAGAAAAUGGAUCUAAGAGAUAUUUUACUUCUCUGUGCAAGUUUGCUGGUCGCUGCACCCUCAAUUUGCCAAGGAGCAUGUUCCAUCAAUCCUUACUGCUCAUAUUGUGUCAAUUAUACUGCAGAAGGACAAACAAAAUGGAGAUUUCACUGCAACCCUUACAGUGGGUCUUAUAUAGAUUCUUCUCACUUUACGGCUACCAACGAUACAGUUGAUGUAUUUCGUGUUAUUUUUUCUUGGUAUCAAUUAACAUUUACCAUCAACAAUGGGUCUUUCGGAAACAUCCCUAACAUUUUACGUAUGGAUUUUAUGAGCAGAUACGAAAUGACGCUUUCCAUAAGUCCAUUGGCUUUCUCUCACGGUGUGCAGAACAACACGCGAUCUUUGCUCUUGUCGUACUCAAACCUUACCACCGUACCUUUAGCCCUAAGGUACCUGACUACCUUACUGGAGCUUCACCUUGUAUUCAACGGACUAACUGGUGAUCCGGCAAACUAUCUUAGUCGCCUGACAUCGCUCCAGUCGCUAACACUUGACAACAACCGUCCAUUGAGAAGUAUCCCAACAUCCUUGGAGCACCUACCUUAUCUCAGGAAACUGUCUCUCUCAGGCUGCUCCCUCAACCAGAGUUCUGUAGCGUCAUUUGACAAGCUACCCAGGUCAUUAGAGUGGCUAAGCGUUGAUGGUAAUCCACUGCAUACUGUUCCUCCGGGAAUUGGAUUGCUUCGAAAUCUGACCUUUCUUAGUAUGGCAUUCUGUGAUCUGAACUCUUUGUCGGCCAACGUCUUCGUCAAUCUAAACAAGCUAGAAGUCCUAGAUCUGAGUCAAAACCCAAGUAUUGUUCCUACUCUCGACGUUCUUGUCCAUCAAAAGUCCUUGAAGACACUUAGACUAUUGUUUUUGGGUUCUUCAUUCACAGACAUACCUAAUGCAAUAUCAGAAAUGGAAAAGCUGGUAGAACUUGACUUAACCGGUAAUGGAAUACGAGAGGUAAAUCAAAACCAUUUUGCUAAAAGGGCACAGUUAAGAAAACUCAACCUGAACCACAAUAAAAUAGCUUCUCUUGACUCGCAAGCGUUCCAAAAUUGUGACCAACUGGAGGAACUGGACCUAAGUUUUAAUAGUUUACACGGACUGACCCUUAUCAAUUUUGUUCCUCGGUCCCUUUGGCUUCUAAACCUAAAUGAAAAUGAAUUUGAAACAUUGGACAAGUGUUCAGUUACAAAAUUCCUGUCAAAUUUUCAGUACUCUACGAUGAACGUUUCAAGCAAUCGCCUCACGUGUGAUUGUCGUUUGGCAUGGGUUCGAAAAGCGGUUGACCGUUUAUCAAUACAUUUUUAUGGAACGUGUUAUCUCCCAUGGCAGCUAUACGGUCAGUCAGUGACUUUAUAUACUCUGAAUGAUUGCACUCUCGAAGACGAAAGUUUUGAAAACUGUAACAAUACCUCAACAACUCCAACAAAGACGGAACACUCGUCCGAGGCUUUGAACCGCUCCUUCGUCAAUUCAGCCCAACUAUCCAGUCUCAGAAAAGAUUUCAGCUACCUUCAAACUAUCACGAGUGUGUCGAUAUUUGUCGCCGUAGUCGCCAUUGUGGCAGUUGCCUCUACUGUCGUCCUGUUGCAGAUAUACCACUUUAGGGAACGAAACCGAGUGCCCACAUAUGGGUGUAGCCAGCGUCACGUCAAUCAAGGUCUCCAGCUAUCGGAACAGGUCCAGAGUGAAAGAUCACUUGAAGGUCAAAGUUCUGAAGAUAUUCAGUAUCAGAACACAGAUGAUACGACCGGCAGUGGCCCUGGUUCCGACUGUGUAAAUGCACCUCCAAGGUAUACAGGCUGGGUUUAAAAUAGGGGGGUUGUCACUACGCCUCCUCCACAGGUAUCUUAUGUAACGUGUAGAAAAACCCCGCUUUUUUGACCUUGCGACUAUUUAACAUCACCCUUUUAUAAAAUACUUACAGAGGGAAAAUUGAAUCGCGGCUGCACACGCCGGCAACAAAAAUGUAAAUAUACCUGACUUUUUUUAUGGUAAGAAUUGUUACCAAGGGUUUCGAACUCUAACCGCUUAUAGGUACAUCUGUUACUCCAAUCAUUUGUCCCACUUUAAUAGCCGGGGAAGUUGUUUAUUCGUCAUACAGGGUUGCUACUUAAUAUGGAAUAUUUUUUAUCAUUGUUAUUUUUG